Molecule: messenger RNA, 1188 nt
Organism: Elephantulus edwardii (Cape elephant shrew)
Lineage: Eukaryota; Metazoa; Chordata; Mammalia; Macroscelidea; Macroscelididae
Gene: ARC
Product: activity-regulated cytoskeleton-associated protein
Exons: 1
Coding region: 1-1188 (395 amino acids)
Biological process (GO): positive regulation of AMPA receptor activity; modulation of chemical synaptic transmission
Molecular function (GO): mRNA binding
Source: RefSeq, a predicted model, not a curated record
AUGGAGCUGGACUACAUGACCAGCGGCGGCCUCCACGCCUAUCCCGGGCCGCGCGGCGCGCCAGCCGCCAAGCCCAACGUGAUCCUGCAGAUCGGCAAGUGCCGGGCAGAGAUGCUGGAACACGUGCGUCGCACCCACCGGCACCUGCUGACCGAGGUGUCCAAGCAGGUGGAGCGCGAGCUGAAGGGGCUGCACCGCUCGGUGGGCAAGCUGGAGAACAACCUCGACGGUUACGUGCCCACCGGCGACUCGCAGCGCUGGAAGAAGUCCAUCAAGGCCUGCCUGUCCCGCUGCCAGGAGACCAUCGCCAACCUGGAGCGCUGGGUCAAGCGCGAGAUGCAUGUCUGGCGCGAAGUCUUCUACCGCCUGGAGCGCUGGGCAGACCGCCUGGAGUCCAUGGGCGCCAAGUACCCGGUGGGUAGCGACCCGGCGCGCCGCACCGUCUCUGUGGGCGUCGGGGGCCCCGAGAGCUGCUGUCCCGAGGCCGACUCCUAUGACUACACCGUCAGCCCCUACGCCAUCACCCCCCCGCCCGCCGCCGCCGAGCUGCCUGGCCAGGAGCCGGCCGAGGCGCAGCAGUACCCCUGGGCGCCGGGCGAGGACGGCGUGCCCAGCCCCGGCGUGGAUACGCAGAUCUUCGAGGACCCGCGGGAGUUCCUGAGUCACCUGGAGGAGUACCUGCGGCAGGUGGGCGGCACCGAGGAGUACUGGCUGUCCCAGAUCCAGAACCACAUGAACGGGCCAGCCAAGAAGUGGUGGGAGUUCAAGCAGGGCUCGGUCAAGAACUGGGUGGAGUUCAAGAAGGAGUUUCUGCAGUACAGCGAGGGCACGCUGUCGCGGGAGGCCAUGCAGCGGGAGCUGGACCUGCCGCAGAAGCAGGGCGAGCCGCUGGACCAGUUUCUGUGGCGCAAACGGGACCUGUACCAGACGCUGUAUGUGGACGCGGAGGAGGAGGAGGUCAUCCAGUACGUGGUGGGCACCCUGCAGCCCAAGCUCAAGCGUUUCCUGCGCCACCCGCUACCCAAGACCCUGGAGCAGCUCAUCCAGCGGGGCCUGGAAGUGCAGGACGGCCUGGAGCAGGGGUCAGAGCCCACGGGGACGCCCCAGCCCCCUGAGGACGAGAACGAGGCUCUCACGCCCGCCCUCACCAGCGAGUCGGUGGCCAGUGACCGGACUCAGCCGGAAUAG